This is a messenger RNA of Gamsiella multidivaricata, 2043 nucleotides long. RefSeq lists its product as uncharacterized. NCBI's taxonomy places the organism in Eukaryota, Fungi, Mortierellomycota, Mortierellomycetes, Mortierellales, Mortierellaceae. The record is from RefSeq and is a predicted model, not a curated record. The transcript has 2 exons. The coding region runs from base 1 to 1803 and encodes 600 amino acids.
AUGGGCCUGUCUGCUCCUGCUCCUGCAUGGUUGGUUGGCUGGCGGUCUACUCUCUCCAAUACAGACCUGGCCAAUUGCUGCCGCGUGUCAAAGUCGUGUCUGCCACUGUUCUCGCCCUUCCUUUGGCACACCAUUUCCAUCAAGACCCUUAUUCAACACCGUCGCUUCACUGCCUGCCCAGAGGUCCAACGGGCUAUUGCAAGAAACAUCCGCCAUAACCGCGUAAUCCGUCUUCAGACCUGUAAGAGCUUGGAGCCAUUUUUGAGUGCUCAAUUGACUCACCUGCCGUCCUUGCAUAUCCUCGAGUUCCCUUGGCCGAUCCGAGUCGAUCAAGAACGCCAGGACAUUUCACGAGCGCUGCAUAUAUCCAAGAUUGAUAACGAGUUGGUCUACGCGGCUCCCCCAGCUAUUUUUUCAGCACAGCAAGUAGAGAUUACUCAGGCCUACAGCGACAAGGACUGGUUAGAUGAACGAGAGCUCUUUUUGAAGAAUUUCCUCGACACCCAUGCGAUUCGCCAGCGCCAAAUAUACAAAGAGGAAUUCGUAAAAUGGAGACGCCUCGGAUCCAUUCGUCAUUUGGCGGAAAAGUUAGAUGAGCUGUUUGAACAGAAUUCCAAGGUGUGGACAGAAGCAAACCAUCUAACUCAGCUGCACGAGUCGCGGGCACAAGCGCCAAAGGCCUCGGCGCGAUGGUUCUCGGAGCAGGAGCAAGACCAGGCCAGGAAUCUACUUGAGCGAUUUCAGUCAGUGGAAGAAAGCACACGGCGGUUCAUGCGAGCAGUGGCUCCAGCGUUUCGAACGACACUUUCAAUUCCCGGUAUACCGAUAGACCAUCCAUCGCGAGAACAGUUUCGAGAGCUUCGAGAGUUGCAGUUAAUCCUUUUAACCGAAUGUCAAUGGCUUCAACGACUGCUAUCCCAGCAAGAGCUUCGACGAUACGCAGUAUCAUUGGAACAUCACAGCACUUUGGUUUAUCAGCAGCAGCAGCAGCAACAGCAAUUCCAGCAGCAACAGCAACAGUUGCAAUCCCUCCUAGAAACCCCUAAUCAGGAUCUUCUCGAAAAUAUCAUAUUGUAUCCCUUCGAACUUCCUCAUGCCCCGUCUGACAUUCCACGACCAAUGGCCUGGGUUCAAGACGAGCCAUUCGACAUGCUAUUACUCUUGCGUUUUCUCCAGAGUGCACCCCAUAUCAAGAUGCUCCACAGUGUCCGAAAACCUCUUUGGAGUGCCGAGGCGAUGAAUAUACUCUCAGCUCGAUCGCUCGAUUUAGGAUUAAUGUCCCUAUCUCUAAUCGACCCUGGAGACGGCGAUCAACAGCGGCUGGGAUACCUUUUGGAUCAUUGUUCACCUGCAUUAGAGACACUGAGGAUCUCAGGCCAGGCUACUGUCGAGGUACCGGUCAAAGGCAGUAAUACCAACGAGACAUUCGCGACCAAGACAGGAAUCAAGAGACUGAUUUUGGAGGGUGAUGCAGCUCUGUCUGCCCGGCCCCAGUUUCUACGCCGUUGCCCAGAGCUGCAAUCGCUCAGUCUCAUAGGCUGCUCUACAAGUUUGCUGGCCUCCACUGUCGACUCCAUUAAAGAGUGUUGCCCCAUGAUCGAGGAGCUGGCGUUCUACACAAAACAUUAUUCUGUUGACCAGAUACCAAAAAUUGCCUGUCUUUUAGAUGCGUGCUGUCAAAGCUCAGCACCAUCAGAAUCCACGCCAACUCAAUCACCACUGCUAUCUCGUAACGAUGCUACGCCCAAGGAGUGCCAUGGACGCGUGGGGUUGAAGAAGCUCCUGCUCCUUGGCGUCAUCUAGACGUCAUAUAACCCGGUUAUUCAAGCCAUCCAUCGGCAAGCAGCUACGCUCACCCAUCUUGCGGUCAAGAACUUUAAGGCAUCUCAUGAAGAAUGGCAAAAUGAGCCAGGCGUGGCGGUCAUGCAGAUGCUCCCUAUGUUAGGUUCCCUGGAAUAUCUCGAUCUCUUACCUUCGGGCUAUCUGACAUAUGGCCCGCGAAUGUGUCAUCUGGAUGCGAGGCAUCUAAUCCAGGAUGUUCUG